Molecule: messenger RNA, 2698 nt
Organism: Linum trigynum
Lineage: Eukaryota; Viridiplantae; Streptophyta; Magnoliopsida; Malpighiales; Linaceae
Source: the annotation of a GenBank genome assembly
CUUUUGGUUAUGCAAGAGCAAGGUAGGGUUGCAACAACUUAAGAUCGUAUCAUGUUUAGUCCUAUCUACAAGGUCAAGAAGAAAUUAAAUAGGGGCAAAACGAGCCAAUUUUAUAAAUUGACGCUACAAAAACGGGUAAAAAUGUGAUUUUUACAAGAUGCGGGUCUCACCCCAUUUCAGCCUUGAAGCAUGUAUGUCUAGUCUGCAUGCAUCAUUAUCAGAAAAGACUAAUGAAGUAAUUGACUUCUCCCGAUACCCUUAGUGAUGACUGAUGUGGCUUGGACUUGGCAUAUGAACAACUUGCAGAUAUUAUAAUAAGGUAGUCAACUUAGCAAAAGAUCGAUCGAGCACAAGAGACAACACUUGCAUUCACUUGACUUCCCAUCCCUAGCUUAGCUAUGCCUAUAUCAUAUGCUUCUAGUCCGCAACUUGCUUCUCCUUAAUAAUUUGCAUGCAUGACCGAUCGAUGUCGUGCUAUCCCCACUUCUGGUCUGCCAACUUAUCUCCAACAAUUUAGGAUAUAUGUAAAUUUUUCCUCGUUGGUAAUAAUAACGGCUGUGGGGAUAAAUAUUAUCCAUGUUCAACGUGGGAUAUUAUCCAUGUAUUGAGGAUAAUGUACAUAUUUACCCAUUGCUAUAAUAUCUCUUGAAUUCUCUUUCAUUUGAGAUUCGUGUCCAUCUUUGGAUCUCGAUCUUUCAAUGAUUCAAAUUAUUGUGAUAAAUUUGUUUAUAGGUAGUAAUUGAGAAAUAAUAACGACAUAUGCAAAAAUUCAUUAAUAGCUCGCUAGGUAGUUACCUAUAUGAAUAAAGACAUGAUCUAAUGGUAUUAUCACUGAUUUUGAACCUGUAAGUAUUAAAUUCGAAUCUAUUAAAUAGUACAUAACAAUAAAAACACAUGUAUCAUCUUUAUUAAAAAAAACUAGGUAGAUAUAUAUCUGCAUAUGUGUUUUAUGAUCAAAUGAUAUUGGUCGACACCACAACGUGUUCUGUUGGAUGUCACAAUUACCAUGGCCCGUGGGAGUUGGAUUUUGAUUAGUUCAGGCCCAAGUUAGUUGUGGGCUUUUAUAUUUAUUUGGGGCAAUCGCUAAACUCAUUAAACGUGGGCUGAACUGUGGCAUUCAUAAAAAACGAAAGGAGAAAGAAACUCGAAACGUUUCCAUCUGCAAUUCCAAUGCUUUCCGUCUCGCAUAGAAUCCCGCCAUGGAUGAUAUCCUUCUGUUCGGCGCCAUGAUUGCCAUAAUUAUCCUCGUCUUCAUCUCCGUUUGCUUCAUCACCAUCGAAGGCACUCGCCGCCGUCGCAGCAGCAGCUAAACCUAACUCCGACACACUUAUUCACUCACUAGUCACUCCAUUCAGUCAGCGCCGUUUCUUGGUACUUUCCCCCAAUUUCGUUAUUCAGAUCCCUCCAUCUGCCUUUUCUUUUUCUGGUAUUGAAUUGAAUUCACCUGAAACAUAUCAGGGGUUUUUAUCUGCUACUUAUAUAAGGAGUAGUGAAUACCAAAAAAAAAAAAACCCAUCAGCCGCCCUGUGGUUUCUCUUCCCCGACUGUGCGCAGUUCGAGUGAGCAAAAACAAUGGGGCGGAGAUCGCCGCAUCUUGCAUUAAUCGUGGUGGCUAUGGUCGCUGCUGGGUUUUGCGCAGAUCUGUGUUUCGGUGGUGGACUCUGUACCUCACCGGUGCUUGAUCAUUCCGACGACCAUUACCACCAUAAUCAUCACCAUCACCACGACGACGGCGACCAAUGUGGCGGCCACCACCACCAUCAUCAUGACCAUGGCCAUGGUGAGUCAAUGGAGUAUAAGUUACCGGAGGAGCUGGCGGAGGAGGAGGAUAUGAAACUCUAUGGCCUUGGGAAUUACCAUGCUCACGAUGAACAUGAUCACCAUCACGAUUCGCAUUCCAAGCUUUCUGGCAUAGGUCUAUGGAUCAAUGCCUUGGGCUGUUCACUUUUGGUGAGCUUGGCUUCCCUUAUUUGCUUGAUCAUCUUGCCAAUCAUAUUUGUACAGGGAAAGCCAUCCAAGGGAGUUGUUGAUUCAUUGGCUUUAUUUGGGGCCGGAGCAAUGCUUGGUGAUGCUUUUCUUCACCAAUUGCCACAUGCCUUUGGUAUGUUCCCUUGCGAUUGUUUACAUUAUGAUGCUUCCAUGUAGCUAGUUUGCUUUUGCAAUGCCAUGAUAUUAUCUUCAACUUGAAUUCCUUUUGAGAAUUUGGUACAACUUUCCCAGACAUAAUGAUACAAACUGGAUAUAUCCAUCUCAUAGUUAUCAAAUGCUCACUUGGUUAUGUCUUGGUAUUAUUUGACUGAGCUUCUGAUUGAGGUUACUUGUUUUGUAAUUCUAUGUAUCCUUCUUUCAUACCAAUGUCAAGUGUCGUCAAAUAUGCUGACUUUAUGGCUUCUGUUUAAAGUUCAAACUUUAAACUUAAUGCAAUGAUGCCAGUACUUAACUAUCGGUGCAGCUAGAUUAGAUAUUUCAUGUAUUUGUACAGUUUCUAUUUGUACAAUUCCUUUUUAUUGAUAGCGGUCAUUGAAGCAAUUUUCUUUAUUGCAUGUUGGGCUUACAUCUUACUUUUGAUAUGAUGGCAACAAAUAAGUAAUUACCCUUCCAUUCAUGUUGGCUGUUGCUGAAUCUCCUUAAGACCUGGUGGUUUAUAAUCCACCUUUUAAGAAUUAUGCAACUAUGGGAAAAAACAUCAUAAUAUCAU